AUGAUCUCCUCUUGGGAAAUCGAGAAGCAGCUUACACCGUUCAACUUUCGGCGCCCGACAGCGACGAUUAUCGACGACUCGACAGCUACAAAGGUGGAAACGAUUAUACCGACAGAUUGGGCAAGCGAGAAUGUCCUCCGGAAAUCGAAUCUCACAGAACUUGGAGCAACAGAUGUUGUGAUUUUUGGUGAAGUCCACAGACUGACUCAACUCGUUUCUGGAAUUACAUGGGGCUCACAACAUCCAAAUGGGCUAUUUGCCUGGCAUACCUUUGAGUCUGAAGGUGGCAAAAGUAUCACCAUGCUGGGGUGUAGAGAGGGUCUCUGGGGCGAAGCGGCGGGGUCUCUGGUCCGUGUACUGCGAAAAUUCUCGAAGACCCAGUGCCUUAUCUAUGUUAGCAAAGUUGGAUCUCUUGCAGAGAACGUUUCCGCCAAUGAGAGGAUUGCCACGGGAGACGAAUCGACAUUAGGAGACAAAGAUAUAGCUUGGGAUGACCCUCUCCGAGACAUGAAGUCGAUAGCAUCCUCUGAUCUCGUUUUGCGGGGACGGCAUGUCUCGGUUCCAUCUCCGUUGUGCGAGACUAAGGAAUGGUUACGGCACUGGCAGGAGACUUGUGCCUGGGUCGACUGCGAAACAUGGCACAUGGCACAGGCAGCCAAGGACGUCGAAGUCAAGUUCGGUUAUUUACACAUCGUCUCCGACAACCUCGCGGAGGAAGAUGGCGAGAAUUUGUCAAACGAGGACUGCGAUGAAAUCCAAAAUGCUAAUGGAAAUCCGUAUGUCCCUGUGGCUCCGAUCGCUAUUCCUGUAGUUGGCGGUGUGCCCGUGGUUCCUCCUGUUGGUGGCGGUGGUGGAGGUGGAGGCGGGGCAGGAGCGGACUCAACGACCACGACGACGAGCUCUAGUCCUAGCUCUAGCUCUAGUCCGCCAACGCCAACUAGCUCGAUAUCAGCAAGCCCCUCUUCUAGCUCGGUUGAUCCAAUCACAUCAGCUGUGGAGUUAUCUUCAGGGUCAUCCAUCAUGGAAGUUGUGACGGUAACAUCUCCUGAGACCACAAUUGAGGUCAUUGAGACUGCUACGUCUGCCGCGCCGGCUGCAACUAGUGCUGCGCCAUCUCCGGUUCCGUGCUAUAACUACGAUUGGAAAUCAUACGGCUGGUGCUGCCCUGGCCCAGACUCUCCUUGCCAAAAUGACCUGGGCACCUGCUACUUUGACGGCACAGGGGCUACUAAUGUGUUGCCAAACACGGCUGCCUGUCCGCCUGGAGAGGGUGCGAGAAGUUGA
Molecule: messenger RNA, 1284 nt
Organism: Colletotrichum abscissum
Lineage: Eukaryota; Fungi; Ascomycota; Sordariomycetes; Glomerellales; Glomerellaceae
Exons: 4
Coding region: 1-1284 (427 amino acids)
Biological process (GO): nucleoside metabolic process
Molecular function (GO): catalytic activity
Source: RefSeq, a predicted model, not a curated record